AUGACCUGGCGAGGCAAAGAUCAGGCAGUUGUUGGCAUUGGGUUGCAGGAAACAACUGUGAGUGAGGAACGAAGGCUAUCGGUUGGAGGGAGUGAGGUGCAAUACAACAACAACAUAAUGCGUUUCCUGAAGCACCAGCUGGACAAAGUGCAGCACUUGCAAAGGCCACCAGCAGCAAGCCUUGAAGACUGUGCAGAAUUUGACGUGCAGGUCGCUAAAGGACGUAGGUUGUUAUCCAAACACACAGAGUUCCCAGACAUCAGGUUCUUCUACACAACCAAGGUUGCCUGCAUGGCAGUGGAAAGGAUAUGCUCAUGCCUGAAAGACAUUCUGGAAGAUUGGCACAUGCAGCAUGCAGUGCGCAUUGAAGACAGGAUACCUUAUACAGAAGUGGUGGAGGAUGAACACAGCUUGCACAAUCUUCUGUCUUACAUCCUGAGAGGCAGGGUCAAUGUCAUGACAGAACAGCGGCGCGCACAGUGGGAGGCCAUCAGAAGUGACCAUUAUCGCAGGAUGGGCGAACUGAUGAUUGAUGAAAGUGAACUCUUUUUAAAUGAGCGGAUUGCUGGUGGCAGUAUGGCAGAUGUGCACAGAGCAGAAUGGCGGUCAGCGAAAGUAGUCGUCAAGAAAAGUGCAAAAGGGGCUGAAUUGUCUGUUGAAAUUCUGGCUGAAUUGAUGAGAGAGGCUUAUGUGCACUCGUCACUGAACCACCCAAACAUUGUCCACCUUCAUGGCCUGACAGCCUCAGGCUGGAUGGUGAUGGAGCAGGCAAACACCAGCUUGUGGCACUGGUGCCACAGCCGUCGAGAAUUGUCUUGGGAUAUAACUCUCAGACUCUUGCAGCAAGCUGCAGAUGGAUUGGACUACAUGCACCGUCACCAGCCUGUGCUGGUUCACUCGGAUGUGAAGCCCAGUAAUUUCCUCAUUUUUGGCACUCAACCAGACAAGCUCUCACUCAAAAUUUCAGACUUUGGGGUGUCAUUUGAGGAGAGAGGUACAAGAAGGAACACUGUCAGGCUUGGCGGUGGAACGCCUGAGUACAUUGCCCCUGAGGUCUCCCUUGACAAACCACUUACACAAUCUUCCGACGUCUUCAGCUUUGGAGUCACUAUGUUUGAGGUUGUCAGCAGACAGCGUCCAUAUGGCGGAAGGGUAGGAAAUCUUCAUGCUCUGUUUAUGAGGAAGAAUCGAGAGGAGUUGCCUUGCCAUUUGACUGUCCGUGACUGCCCUCGAGAAAUGGUGGAAUUGAUGAGGCGAUGUUGUGCUCCUGAGCCCAGCAAUAGGCCGACAAUGGAGGAAGUCAGCCAUCAGCUGCUCCAAAUGCCAUUGAAUUGGGCUCCUGUGGAACUGCCAGAAUCGGCUUCAGGGGGAGUUUCGGAAUGGGCUUCAAAGAAAUUGCCAGAAAACGCAUCAGAGGAAAGAAUCCCAGUUCAAGAGCCCAAGAUGGAGGUGCAGUACAACAACAACAUUAUUCGAUUCCUGAAGCACCAGCUGGACAAAGUGCGGAACCUGCACAAACCUCCGAAUGCAAGUCCUGAGGACUGUGCCAAACUUGACUUUCAGGUGGCCAGUGCGCAUAUGUUGAUUACAAAGCAUGCAAAGCUCCUGGACGUCCAACACCUUUAUACAAGCAGGGUUGCUUGUGAUGAAGUGGAAUCGAUGUGCCGCGAUCUGAAAAACAUCUUGGAAGGUUGGCACAUGCAGGGCAAAGUGGGUAUUCAAGACAGAAUACCUAAUGCAGAAGUGAUGGAGGAUGAGCAGUGUUUGCACAAUCUCUUGAAUUUCAUUCUCAGGGGUAGGGACUGUGACGUGACAGAACAACAACGAGCACAGUGGACGGACAUCAGAAGGGACUAUGAUUGCUGGAAGGGAACACUGAAGAUCAUUAGUGAGAGCGAAGUUCAACUGCUUGAGGAAAUCGGUGCUGGUGGUAUGGGAGUCGUGCGUAAAGCAGAGUGGUUGUCAACAAAAGUAGCUGUCAAGAAAAUUGAACAAGGCUUCGAAUUGCCUGUGGAAAAGCUGGUCGAACUGAUCAGAGAGGGCAGGGUGCAAUCGUCGUUAAUGCACCCAAACAUAGUUCGCUUGCAUGGCAUCACUGCCUCAGGCUGGAUGGUAAUGGAGCUUGCAGACACCAAUUUAUGGAACCUUUGCCACAGCAGGCAAGAAUUGCCUUGGAGUGCAAUUUUAACACUGCUUGUGCAAAGCGCAAAAGCGUUGGACUACCUUCAUUGCCACAAGCCAGUGCUGGUUCAUUCAAAUGUGAAGCCACAGAAUUUUCUCAUAUUUGGAACUCACCCUGGCACACUCUUGCUCAAAGUGUCGGACAUUGGAGUGUCAUUUCAGGAGAGAGGGACAAGAGGGAAUGCUAUCAGGUUUGGUUGUGGGACACCUGAGUACAACGCCCCAGAGACCUUCCUUGACUUACCACUCACGCAAGCAUCAGACGUCUUCAGUUUCGGAGUCGUCAUGUUUGAGGUUGUCAGUGGAAAGCGCCCCUACGGUGGAAGGACUGGAAAUCUUGCUUCUCUUUAUCACAAGAAGAGCUGUGGAGAACCACCAUGUCCUGUUGGGCAUCAGGACUGUCCUCCAGAAAUGGUGCAGUUGAUGAAGUGGUGCUGUGCUGCGGACCCCAGUGGCAGGCCCACAAUGGCAGAGGUCAUCCGUCAGCUGCAGCAGUUGUCACCAGACUGGGUUCCAGCAGAUGAGCCUACAACAGAGGGAACGAUUACAAGGGAGAGAAGAAGAGAAGUGAUCGAAUCGGGAUCAGGUUCUAUCGGCAGGAGCCAACAGUUGGAGCAAGACGCAGCAGCUGUUCCCAAGGAAGAGGAGGAAGAAAUGGCGAGAGGGAAUGCGCCAGAGGAACAAGCGACUGCUAGUCCCAUUGAGGAAGACGCCGAAGACAGGCACAGCCGGAUCAGCAUUAUAGAAGUGCAGCAGCAGUUGAUGGGGCUCCGGUACAACUCAAACAUCCUGCAAUUUCUGAAGGAUCAGAUGGAGAACGCCCGGGGUCUGGCCCUGUUGGAUAGUUUGUCAGAGAAAGCGUCACAGCAACUGGAUAUUGCACUGAAGCAGGGAGAUCGUCUCAUCAGGAAGCACUCAGACUUGUUCGACGUCAAGCGCUUCUAUAAAAUCGAAGAUGCUGCAGAGGCUGUGCUGCAAGUGUGUGGGAGGAUGCGUGAUGCCCUUGUGGCACAUAAGUCUCAGAUUGCAUACGCAGUGCCGCAAGAUUGCAUUGACAAGGAUAGGCGACAUUUGUACGCACACCUUGGCUACGUUCUCAUGGGCAAGCAUCUUGGGCAAGAAUUUGAAAAUGAGGUGCACUUUUGGGACGAGUGGCAGUCGCUCAGGAGGUGGCACGAGGUUCAGAUGAGAGACCUGAAUGUGAUUGUCGACAGUGACGUCUCUGUGGGGCAGGGGACUGGUCAAGGUGGCUACGGCGAGGUGUUUGCAGGCCAGUGGAGACAUGUGAAGGUCGCUGUCAAGAAAGUGAAGUUAGUUGAUGCCAGGGUUGAACUGCCCAUGGAAAAUUUUGCGGAGGUUUUCAAGGAGGCGUCCACUCUUGCAUCUCUCAACCACCCCCACAUUGUUCGAUUGUAUGGGAUUACUAAAUCUGGGUGGAUGAUCAUGGAGCUGGCUGAUGGGGACUUGAGCACUCUGUGGGCUGAUACAAAGUUGACUUGGACCACGAUACUCGACGUUCUGGAGCAGGCAGCGGCUGGGCUGGAGUAUGUACAUCGCAAGCAACCUCCCUUGGUUCAUGGCGACAUCAAGGACAAGAACUUUCUUUACAUAAAGAAUGGCGACGGAAAGUAUGUCGUCAAACUUGCCGACUUCGGGCUUACAACAGAGGUGCGCAACUGGCAGACAGACACUAUGAGGAAGCCAGCAGUGACACCCGUGUGGAUGGCGCCAGAACUUUACGCUGGCGAGAAGCCCUCCCUCAAGUCUGACGUUUUCAGCUUCGGCCUCGUCAUGUACUCAGUUGUCACCGGAUGCGUGCCGUAUGGAUUUGGAACGAACGAUCUUGUUAUAAUGAGUAAAAAGCUUUCCAGCGAGCUGCCCUGCUCAGUUACAGAAUGUGGCGCCCCUAGUCAGCUGAUUGAUCUGAUGAAGCGGUGUGUUUCAUUGGACCCUCGGAACAGGCCUGGCAUGGGCGAGGUUGCUGAUUGCCUUGCAAAGCUGGCGGAAAAAUGA
Molecule: messenger RNA, 4194 nt
Organism: Ostreobium quekettii
Lineage: Eukaryota; Viridiplantae; Chlorophyta; Ulvophyceae; Bryopsidales; Ostreobiaceae
Source: the annotation of a GenBank genome assembly